AUGAAGUUUACAUUCGCUUUUACGACCGCUGCUUUUGCUGCUUCAACCCAGGCUGCUGCCAUUUACACUCCUAGUGCUGCUGACACAUCGAUCUCUGCUAGAGACUCUGACAAUUUAGUCUCUGGAAUCCCAUUGAGCACCAUUCUUGAAGUUGAAGCUGGCCUAGUAAAAGGUACCCUCUCCUCCAAGGGGUCUGCUUAUGUACAACUUUUAAAUGUAUUGGGCAUCAAUGCUACUUAUGCUGCUACAUUGGGUUUCCAUGAAGGCGAAUCUACAGCUGACGUGUUCAAGACUCUUGCCAACUUGAUUAGUGUUCAAGUUCUGGUUGGUCCAUCUGAAAAGAGAGAUUUGCCAACCGUUCCAACUCCGUCCAUUCCUGUUGAUGCUUUGAAGCAAGCUAUCCAAGACCUUUUGAGCGGAAAGAUUGGCAGCUCAGCUGAAGACUUUGCUAAGUUGUUGACCAUCUUGGGCAUUGACGCUGCUACUGCUGCUACUUAUAAAUUGAACCAAGGAGAGAGUGUUUUGCAAUACAUUGCACAACUUGGACAACUUCUUGCCUCUAAAGUUUUGGGAGGAGUUCUGAAGAGAGAUUUGCCAACCGUUCCAACUCCGUCCAUUCCUGUUGAUGCUUUGAAGCAAGCUAUCCAAGACCUUUUGAGCGGAAAGAUUGGCAGCUCAGCUGAAGACUUUGCUAAGUUGUUGACCAUCUUGGGCAUUGACGCUGCUACUGCUGCUACUUAUAAAUUGAACCAAGGAGAGAGUGUUUUGCAAUACAUUGCACAACUUGGACAACUUCUUGCCUCUGAAGUUUUGGGAGGUGUCGAAGGUCUUUUGUAG
Messenger RNA from Lodderomyces theae, 837 nucleotides. RefSeq lists its product as uncharacterized. The record is from RefSeq and is a predicted model, not a curated record. The transcript has a single exon. Lineage: Eukaryota; Fungi; Ascomycota; Pichiomycetes; Serinales; Debaryomycetaceae. The coding region runs from base 1 to 837 and encodes 278 amino acids.